AUGGUAUGUUACAUUUGUUUACAACAUAAUGAUCAUAAUGUUGUAUCAAGUUCAUCGCAAACACAUGAAAUUAUACUUAAAUAUUCAAAUUUAUUUGAUUUUGAUCAAUUAUUAAUUUCAACUCAAAUUGGAUCUAUAGAAGAAAUUCAUUUUGCUCUAGCUCAACUUAUAGAUGAUAUUGAUUUUCGAAUAUUAACUUAUCUUGAACACCAACAAUUAAAACAACAGUACCCUGAUAUACGUGUUCGUCAAGCAACUGCUUCGACUUUUGCUAAGUUUGUUGAUCACAAUUCAUUUUUACCAUGUCAAUGGUUAUAUAAAAUUCAUCAUUCAUUACACGCUCAAGCAUCAAAUCGAAUACAAAUUGUUCGUCAUUUUUGUCUUUUAUAUAGGUUGGAUGUUUAGAAAAUAUUUAUGUUCUUUCAAAUGUUUUAAGACCAACAACAAUGCGACCAAUUUUUUCAUAAUCAAUAUGAUGAACUUCGUUUAUUUAUAAAUUUUUUUAAACAUUCCUUUAUAUUACAUGAUCUUAAUAAUUUAAUCUUUUCAAGUAAAGAGAAAAAAAAGAUAUUUAUUAUGUUUUUUUUAAAAUUCUUUCUUUUUAUUUGAAGAUUUAUCAAAUCUCAACAAAUGAAAAAAUGUUUUGAAAGUAGCACAAAUGAUUCAAGUAAUUCGAAAAAUUGAACUAUUUUAUCAUCAUUCUUUUGAACAGAAUAUAGUUGAUAUUUCAGUUUUCACAGAAGAAAGGAGUUCCAAAGUGUUAGAUUUGAAGAAUAUAUGUAAUCAUGUUUCGUCUGAACUAAUUCAUUUGUUUUUUUUUU
Rotaria sp. Silwood1 is the source of this 821-nucleotide messenger RNA. NCBI's taxonomy places the organism in Eukaryota, Metazoa, Rotifera, Eurotatoria, Philodinida, Philodinidae. The record is from the annotation of a GenBank genome assembly.